GUUGGUCGAGUCGUAGAUUCAGUUCAUAUACUGUGGGCGCCCGGAGAUCAGGGCUUGCUUUUCUUGAUAUCGUGUCCAAAAUUUUCUAAUGCCACGAAAUAUCACAUCCUAAAAUCCCAUUUAUAUACGAUGCGGAAAUUCGUUGCGGACAGAGUCAGGCGCAUUUUGAGCCGUUCUUUGCAGCAUUGCCCUCACACUCACCCCCGUUUCCUUUCGCCUCUCCAUUCUCUUGCUUUCCAUUCUUCUUCCAUGGCCUCUUCUCCUUCUGAUUCAUCCUUUCCUGUUACUAUACAGAACAUCAAUCCCAAAGUUCUGGAAUGUGAAUAUGCUGUUCGAGGAGAAAUCGUUACCAUGGCCCAGAAAUUGCAAGAAGAAUUACAGGCGAAUUCAGGCUCUCAUCCAUUUGACCAGAUAAUUUACUGCAACAUUGGCAAUCCUCAAUCUCUUGGCCAGCAGCCAAUAACUUUCUUCCGAGAGGUUCUUGCAUUAUGCGACCAUCCAGCUAUCUUGGACAAAAGUGAAACACAGGGUUUGUUCAGUGCUGAUGCAAUAGAGCAAGCUUGGCAGAUUUUAGAUCAGAUUCCUGGAAGAGCUACUGGUGCCUAUAGUCAUAGUCAGGGUAUCAAGGGUUUGCGUGAUACAAUUGCAGCCGGAAUUGAAGAUCGUGAUGGUUUUCCUGCUGAUCCCAUUGACAUUUUCUUGACUGAUGGUGCAAGCCCAGCGGUCCAUAUGAUGAUGCAAUUGCUCAUAAGAUCAGAAAAAGAUGGUAUUUUGUGCCCCAUCCCUCAGUAUCCUCUGUACUCAGCUUCAAUUGCCCUCCAUGGUGGCACUCUGGUACCUUAUUAUCUUGAUGAAGCAACUGGCUGGGGUUUGGAAAUACCUGAGGUCAAGAACCAGUUGGAGAAUGCCAAGUCCAAGGGCAUCAGUGUUAGAGCUUUGGUUGUUAUAAAUCCAGGAAACCCAACAGGGCAGGUUCUUUCUGAGGAAAACCAGCGGGAUAUUGUGAAAUUCUGCAAGGAAGAAGGUUUGGUUCUCUUGGCUGAUGAGGUGUAUCAAGAAAAUAUUUAUGUUCCUGAGAAAAAAUUUCAUUCUUUCAAGAAGGUAUCUCGGUCUAUGGGCUAUGGUGAGGAUGACCUAUCUUUGGUGUCUUUUCAAUCAGUUUCCAAAGGCUAUUAUGGAGAGUGUGGGAAACGAGGAGGUUAUAUGGAGGUGACUGGGUUUUCCGCAGAUGUGAGGGAACAGAUAUAUAAGGUGGCCUCUGUGAAUCUCUGUUCAAAUAUCUCUGGUCAAAUUCUUGCUAGCCUGGUCAUGAGCCCUCCCAAGGUUGGAGAUGAGUCCUAUGAGUCGUAUGUUGCAGAGAGAGAUGGAAUUCUAUCUUCUCUUGCUAGGCGUGCCAAGACACUGGAAGAAGCAUUUAACAAUCUAGAGGGUGUGACAUGCAACAAAGCAGAAGGGGCAAUGUAUCUAUUUCCCCGUAUUUGCCUCCCUGAAAAGGCAAUCAAAGCUGCAGAGGCUGCUAAAAAAGCUCCUGAUGCUUUCUACUGUCAGCGCCUCCUUAAUGCCACCGGAGUUGUUGUUGUCCCUGGUUCUGGUUUUGGACAGGUUCCUGGGACCUGGCACUUCAGGUGCACAAUUCUGCCUCAAGAAGAGAAGAUUCCAGCGAUUGUCACCGGCUUGACAGAGUUCCACAAACAAUUCAUGGAUGAGUUUCGCGACUGAGGAUUCCUGGUUGAGUUUCUUCCAUCACAAUAAGGAUAGCCAAUCAACUUUUGACAGUACUAGACUUUGAGUUUCUAGAUGCGAUAGCAUUUGUAUCUUUCUUUGGCAAUCAGUAAUAAUUCAACAGAAAGGGGGGAAAACUGCUUGUGUUGGGUGGCAUUAACCCAUUGCUUCCUGGUUCCUUGUGUCGGGAGCCAUGGAAGCCAAGAAAGAAAAAACGAAUACGUUUGGGUGAGCUAUACAGCCUCCAAACAAUCUUGGGCGCACUUGAACAACUGAAACAGAUGUUGCAGAUAGUGGUUGGGAUUAGCAUGCCCACUUCAAUAAAUCAUUACCUAUGGAACACUUGAGAAUUACUUUUGCAGCUUCAAUGCCAUUGGGAUUCCUUGUUA
Prosopis cineraria is the source of this 2111-nucleotide messenger RNA. RefSeq names its product alanine aminotransferase 2-like. Bases 130 to 1719 code for a protein of 529 amino acids. Gene Ontology annotation, biological process: biosynthetic process. The transcript is spliced from 15 exons. The record is from RefSeq and is a predicted model, not a curated record. Gene Ontology annotation, molecular function: pyridoxal phosphate binding; L-alanine:2-oxoglutarate transaminase activity. Lineage: Eukaryota; Viridiplantae; Streptophyta; Magnoliopsida; Fabales; Fabaceae.